Messenger RNA from Oxyura jamaicensis (ruddy duck), 2447 nucleotides. RefSeq names its product transmembrane protein 135 (gene TMEM135). The record is from RefSeq and is a predicted model, not a curated record. The coding region runs from base 29 to 1405 and encodes 458 amino acids. Lineage: Eukaryota; Metazoa; Chordata; Aves; Anseriformes; Anatidae. The transcript is spliced from 16 exons.
CGCGCUCCCCCUCCCCGGCGUCCCCAAGAUGGCGGCGCUGAGCAAAUCCAUCCCCCACGGGUGCUACGAGAUCGGGCACACCUGGCAGCCCCGCUGCUCCCUCGCCGUCCUGCACGUCACGCAGGGGGCGCUGGCCGAGUCCCUCCGCAUCUACGGCACCCUCUACCUGAUUGCAGCUAUUCUCAGGAAAAGAAAACUUGACUAUUAUUUGCACAAGCUGCUACCUGAGAUCUUGCAAUCAACCUCCUUUCUGACAGCAAAUGGGACCUUGUAUAUUGCUUGCUUUUGCAUUCUAAGGAAACUACUUGGAAAAUUCUACUUUUGGUCUCCUGGUUUUGGUGCUGCUUUACCGGCUUCUUACAUGGCUAUUCUCAUUGAAAGGAAAAGCAGGAGAGGUCUCCUCACAAUUUACAUGGCCAAUCAAGCCACAGAAACGUUGUUCCGAAUGGCAGUAGCAAGAGGAGCUAUUACACCUUUAAGACAUGGAGAAGUACUGUUGUUCUGCAUCACAGCUGCUCUGUUCAUGUUCUUUUUCAGGUGCAAAGAUGGCUUGAAAGGAUUUACAUACUCUGCACUGAAGUUCAUUGUAGGGAAAGAAGAAAUCCCAACUCAUUCAUUUUCACCUGAAGCAGCAUUUUCAAAAACAGAUAGAAAGAUAAAGCAUUGUGAAAAAAUAUCACAACGAAUGAACUUAUUGGCUCUAACAAAAAAGCUCAUGGACAAAGUGUGCAAACAUGGCCCAAGGCAUAGAUGCUGUAAACACUAUGAAGAUAAUUGCAUUUCAUAUUGUAUUAAAGGCUUCAUUAGGAUGUUUAGCAUUGGUUACCUGAUCCAGUGUUGCCUUCGGAUCCCGUCCACCUUCCGGCAUCUGUUUACAGAGCCAUCCCGGCUACUUUCACUCUUCUACAACAAGGAAAAUUUCCAGCUUGGAGCUUUCCUGGGAUCUUUUGUCAGUAUAUACAAAGGUACUAGCUGCUUCCUGCGCUGGGUACGAAACCUAGAUGAUGAGCUUCAUGCACUUGUAGCUGGCUGUCUAGCAGGACUUUCUAUGAUGUUCUACAAAAGUACUACUAUCUCUAUGUAUCUGGCGUCCAAAUUAGUAGAGACGAUAUACUUCAAAGGCAUUGAAGCAGGAAAGGUUCCCUAUUUUCCUCAUGCAGACAGCAUCAUCUAUGCCAUUUCUACAUCAAUAUGCUUUCAGGCAGCUGUAAUGGAAGUUCAGAACCUGAGACCUUCAUACUGGAAAUUUCUUUUACGACUAACGAAGGGCAGGUUUGCUCUGAUGAACAGGAAAGUUUUAGAUGUAUUUGGUACUGAAGCAUCUAAGAACUUCAAGGAUUUCACGCCUAAGCUUGACCCAAGAUACACUGUUGUACCACCAGAGCUACCUCUGGAGCUGUCUUGAAGAUGAUAGUAUACCUUGUCAUUGAAUGUGAUCAGCGUUUUGUCCUGAAAAGUUAAUUAACUUAACAGUCAUAUAUAUGGAGGAGGGCGUGGGCUCCACUUCAGUAUUAUUUCAAUGAGAAAUGCUUUUUACCAAUCAACAAUACUGGAGCGUUGUAGGAAAGUGUGGCUUAGUGAUUAAGCCCCUUCCACAUACGGCACAUAUUUCUGGGUUACUGUAGUUGGUUGACAGUACGGUAGAAUCCUGAAUGAAUUAAACAAAUGAGUAAUAUAUUUAGAGAAGUAAAAUAUACAUAAAACAUAAAUAUGCAUAAUAAUUUCAAAAAUUCUAUAGUCCAGACCAGUAGAAUAUUUCUUGGCAAAACUAAAAGCAAUUUUGAGUUUAGAAAGGAAGACAUAAGGCAUAGGUUAGGUCCAGAACUGUUCCUGAUCUUAAAACUAUUGUAAUCUGGUAAAAAUGUCUCCUUGUCUUUCUAAAUUGCGUUGCUGAUUUAUCUGAAAAGAGCCACUGCCCGCUCAUUAUUUAAAAAGACAAUAUUUUUACAGAGCUAUGGUUGCAAAGUAAGGCAUUCCUUAGGAAAAAAAAAAAAAAAAAAAAAAAAAAAAAGCAUAUUAGUGCAGAAAUCACAUUCCAGGGCUGUAAAUCCCAGUGACGAUAUGGAUAACAGACAAGGAAAAUAAAAAGGCAAUACCAGUGACUUGUGCGCCAUAAGGAGCAGCAGGGUGUGGUGGUUUGUAUCUGCCAAGUGGAAAAUGACAAAACAGGCAGGGGAAGGAAUGAAAUGUUUCAGCCUCCGAGAUGGUGCUGGAAACAGCAGACAGUUACAAAAAUAAAAAAGCCAAGAACAAAACAAAACAAAAAAAAUCCUCCAAAAUAUCCUGAAAUUAAAUGUUUAUUUUUAAAGGGCUUGACAUUGUCCAUUUAGGUGGCAUUGGCUUGUUUGUCAAGCUGCAUACCGGCUAGCAUUUCCAGUGGCCUUUAUAAGGGAACUGACCCCUGAGGUUAGAUUGUUUUGACGAUCAUAUUAAUAGUACUUUUACCU